Brassicogethes aeneus is the source of this 4061-nucleotide messenger RNA. Lineage: Eukaryota; Metazoa; Arthropoda; Insecta; Coleoptera; Nitidulidae. The record is from the annotation of a GenBank genome assembly.
AAAGUCAGUGUGUUCAAAAUGGCAGACGGAAGCAGUACGGAGGAGUCGGUUCGGACGCAAUUUUCAGACACGAAUGAAAGAAACAAUGAAAAUGCGAGUGCGGAUGAAGUGAUCAUGAGUGACAGUGUGGUGACCGAUGAGAUAAUUGAUGUUACGAAUCACAGUGCCGAAAUUCACGAGGGAAUCACCGAGGACGAUUGCAGGAAGAAGAGAUGCGUCGACAGAUAUGACAGCUCAGAAUCGUCGGACAGUGGGGUGGCAGUUUUGAGUUGCACCGACUGCAGCGGCAGUAGCACUGCGUCCAGCGACAUCACCGACCCUGGAUCUCCGUUCAGCACCGGGUCAAAUCAUUCCGAGGAUUCGGGGGCGGGGGGGACGCAUAAAAUGCCCCCUGCGAAUUCGUCCCCCGACCACGGCAGCCACUGGCCCUGGACGACCACAAGUGCUACUACAGUUGCGCCUCCGGCUGUCAAAAGAGCCCUGGUUAAGGAGCUGACGGCAAGCAAGCGUUUGAAAAAGCAAGAGGAUACAGUGCCUAGUCCCAGUGAUAAAAUAAUAGUAAAUAAUAAUAACAUUCAGCAGAAAUUAUUACUUAAUAAUAGUAGUAGUAGUAAGAAAGUGAUAGAAGCCACUGCCAAGUUGCAACACCAAGGAAAAAUAACGGAAUAUUUCAAGUCUCAAAUAAAAGCGAAUGUGAUCAAAGAGAUGAAGCCCACCCCCAAAAUAACAACAAAUCUAGUCGACAAAAAUCGCAAGCCCAAACCUAGAACAAUCCCGCGCAAAAUCCUCCCCGCCCCUAGCAAAAUCCCCACGGAAAAAGUCCACGUCCCCAACCUUCCCAACCUAGGAAACUUCACCAACCACGUGACCCUCACCGCGGUGAGUUUCCCUUCCAAUUUGGCGUAUAUCCACACAAAGUCCCCAAAACCUCCCGACAGCCUGUUCGUUCCUCAGUUCACAAACAAAUUGAACACCAUACCUUGCCUGAACGUUCUACAACCCAUGCAGAAGAUAGCCACGUUGAACAAUUUUAAUUUAGGCGUGAAACUCAACGCGACAAUGGUGCCAAUUGUGAAACUAAACACCCUGCAUAACCCCCCGAUGGCUUCGGUACCGUUCAGCAUCGAAACUGCUGUACCAACCGUUCUCUCCGCAAAACCUAAAGUCCCCGAAGUUAACAACACUAACAUUAGUCUUAAGGCUUCGAAUAACAUCGUCAAACAUUUACCAGUUAGCGUGGUAGAUAAUCAGUGUAGAAAUGAAGAAAAGGAGGAACCUUAUAGAACCGAAGAGAGUCAGUGCAAAGACAACCUUAAACCUCCCAGUCCUGACUCUGAUAGUGGAAUAUCUUCAUCACCGAAAAACCUAUUGGAAAUUAGUAUCAAAGAUGACGAAGCUAUGGUUUUUCCAGAACAAAAAUCGCCCAUAUUAUCAAAACCCAAAAUAAUAAGGUUUCCUUGCAAAAGGGAUCCCAAGGAAGAAUUAAGAAAGGUUUCGAAGGUUCUGCAAGUGUCUCAGGAUGGUGUUUGUCGAUGGAAGGAAUGUCUUAGUUCAUUUAGCACCAGUGGGGCCUUAUUAGACCAUUUACAAAUAAAACAUGUGAUAUCUCAGACGGACCAAGAGCACUACGUGUGCUUCUGGACGGGCUGUAAGGUGCACGGUCGCACCUCCUGCUCUAGAUCAUGGUUGGAAAGGCACGUUUUAGCGCACGCCGGUACGAAACCGUUUAGGUGCAUAGUCGAUGGUUGCGGUCAACGAUUUAAUUCGCAGAUUAUGUUAGAGAGGCACGUAAAUGGGCACUUUAACACCGAUGGAACACCUAACACUAGUGCUAAGAAAACUACGGAAAAUGGUCCGGCAAAAAUGUUCAAAAGGAAUGGGAAAAAGAUCAGGUUUAGGAGGCAACCUUGGUCAGCGAGGAUGUUUGACUUUAUCGACAACGGUAUCAUGGAGGGUCUGCAGCAUAAGCUACUGACAAUGACGAAUCGCAGAACAUUGGGUAAAAUUGGCAAUGCCGGCGACACCGUGAACCUACAAAGCCAAAUAAUGGCGCGAAGAACUGACACGGAUGGCAGUAUAAAGAUUCUGGUGCGAUGGCACCCCCGUGACGUGAUCCUUGACGAGUGGGUGUGUGAAAAUGAGUACAAAACGACCAAAUUGGUGCCGAUACCGGUUUUAGACUCCUUCGCCAAAGACGCACUCAAACCUUCGUUGUUCCCCGAACCCCACGACUCCCAAAACGUCGUGUCCGGAGCGGGGAAGAGAAAAAAAAAUCGCCGCAAAUUUAUUAAUAAUCAAACGUGAUACAGCAAUCUUUAAAUUAUAGAUUCUAACUUAGCAGUUAAUUAAGAUGAGCCUUUGUAAUAUUAGACUUAAAUUAAGCACAUUUUGCCUGAAAGAGCUCUAAAACGGAAUAAGUUUUGACGAUGGUAGCCAAAAUAAGUAUAUACUCCAUUACAGUUUAAUUUUCCGGGUGUACAGUAAAAAAUACGGAAUUUUUAUGGGCCCAUUUAUUUAUUUAGUUAGUAUACCCUAAAAAUUUCAUCAAAAUCCACCAACUCUUAUAGAAGUUACAGACCUUUAAAGUUGAGCCUUAAGGUUAACCCCAUGGUGCUAAGUUUUAAGGCCCUGUAACUUCCACAAAAAUAAUAGGAUUUUAAUUAAAUUUUUGGAGAAUAUCAAUAAAAGCACACUUUUUAAGAAGGCAUUAACAGAUUCACAAAAAUUUUUAAAUAAUCGUUUUAUUCGUUAGGGUGUUAACAUACUUACUUUGGCGACUAUAUAUGGACUGUCUCAAGUAGAUUUGGGACACUCUGUACAGCGAUAGCAAAGGUUCAUGUUUGUGAAUAUGUAACUAGGAUGUACUGUGUAAAAAUUAGCAGAGAUUGGCUUACAAAAAUGGGAAAGAAAACGUUCUAAAACCCUGUGCAAUUCCGGACUAUUUUUUUACAUUGUGCAAUUGAAAUUAAUAAUCAAAACAUUCUAAAACAAUUUUAGGACGUUUUCUUUUUUGUUAGCGAUAGUUUUGACAAGUCUUUCAUCCAUGUGUAUAGAUUGUUUGAUUGUGUAAAAUAGCUAAAAAAAAGUAUUGUAUAGUAUAACAUAAGAAAGGACUUCGAAGGAGACCGAUACGACCAGCGUUUAAAAAACACUGCCACUUAAGCAACCGCGUUUAAAACCUAGUUAUUUUUUAACUAGUGUGUAAUAAUGGGUUCUUAAUUUUUUUUAAACGACUUUAUUAGUAAUUAAUCCAUAUUUAUAGGGUUAUAUAUUUGUGUGUUCAGCAAUAUUAUAGGGCAAUUUUUUUAACUUCAAGUUUGCCAUUUUGGACCUAAUUUUGCCCUGUAUUAUUUUGCACUAUCCUAGGUAAUUUUUUUAAAAUUUUAACAUUCCCAAAAAUGUACUAAACAACAUUAAAAGUCACUGCCAAAAGUACUGCCUAGAAAAGCCAUGACAAUUUUUUAUUUAAUUUGUUUUAUUGAAAGAAAUAUAGUUAGUGCCAUUCACUGCUUUUAUCUUAAUUUAUCGUAUUGAAUUAUAAAAAACAUGGAGUGAAUUUUACUGUUCAAAAAUUUUGAUCUCUACUGUUUAAAUUACAGGACUUAAGGGGGGUUCCGCGUACAAAUGUAAGGAAGCACCCUUAAGGAUUUUCAUGUUUCACGUCAUUAAUAGUACUUAAUAUCAUCUAGAUGAAAAGAAAACUAAAUUUUAUGUUAUAUUUUUAUAGCUGUAUUGUAGUUUACCCUAAAAAUUUAAUUUUUUUCAUUUUUUUAAAGCUCUGUAAGUCCUAUACCCUAAAAAAUUAUUAAAAAUGGCCAAAAUUUUAAUUCAAUUUUAUGGAGCUCAACUAGGAUUUUUUAAACCUCUAGCUCCUAAAUUUUUGGGGUAUACUAACAAAAGUAUGCUGCUUUGAAUUAAGUUAUUUAGGCCCUAAAAACAUGAACUCAAGAUUUAAGCCCAGGUUUCUUGUAACUUCUGCUUCUACUUUUAGGGUAUAAUUCAGUGUUACCAGAUUCUGUCAAAAAAAGACCGUACGUUUCGUUCGAAUUUACCUUAAUUAC